Penaeus chinensis is the source of this 1923-nucleotide messenger RNA. RefSeq names its product SAC3 domain-containing protein 1-like. The coding region runs from base 102 to 1190 and encodes 362 amino acids. The record is from RefSeq and is a predicted model, not a curated record. NCBI's taxonomy places the organism in Eukaryota, Metazoa, Arthropoda, Malacostraca, Decapoda, Penaeidae. Gene Ontology annotation, cellular component: nucleus; spindle; centrosome. Gene Ontology annotation, biological process: spindle assembly; centrosome duplication. The transcript has 8 exons.
UUGAAUCUCGCGCCACGUGAUCAGGGUACGAAGGAUUGUUUACAAACUGUAGCAAGUGUGCCAACAGCACUCGUACCUGAGCACCGAGUUAAAUAUAUAAAAUGAAUAGCCCCAGAGAAAAUGGUUCUGAGUACCUCGUAGGCAAGUGCAUGGGAAUGUGCCCCAAUGCAGAGAUGCGGCUACGACAGAGAGAAAGGUUAAUCCAUCCGUUGGAGAUGGCAGUCGGGGAGAAUGGCCAAAGAACGAAUGUCGCGCAGGCAAGGUUCAUGGUCAAGGAAUAUUCAAGAUCAGCAGCAGGACAUGAGACCAAAGCCUCAGACAUCAGACCGCAGCCUGUGCUCGUGAAGACACUAAGAUAUUUGCUUUCAAAUGCUUGUAAUCAUACUGAUGUCCGCUGGGCCAAAGUUUAUCAGUUUAUAAGCGAUCGUCUGCAGGCGAUACAGCAGGACAUGUGUAUGCAGAGCCUCUGCAAUUUUCAGGCAGUUCGGAUCCAUCAGGCUGCUGUUAGAUUUUUCAUGUAUGCACACUACAGGACCUGUGAACAUGAUUUGUCAGACUUUGACCCAUAUUUAAACAAAACCCAGUUGAUCAAAACGCUCACAAUCUUGAUAAAUAUGUACAAGGAUCUUGACCUGCAGAGAGAUCCCAAAGAAGAAAUAUCUUCCGUAUAUAAGAAUGCAAGAAUAGAAGCUGAGGGGUUGUACAUGUUAGUUCAUUUUGGAGAUACAAAGGCUCUUCAGCAUUCACUUGAGCUUCCUGAGUAUACUAGGUCAUCAGAGCUAGUUAUGUUGGUUCUGCAAAUGAACUUGUCCUGGUUCAUUGGCAACUAUGUUCGAGUUCUUCGGCUAGCAGCACACUUACCUCCGAUAUUCAUAUGUGCCUUUCAUCCACAUUUGACAGCAGUUCAAAGAAAAGCACUGAAGGUGAUGAGUCAUGCCUACAGUAACAAAAUGCUUGCAUAUGAUAAGGAAGACCUCACCAAAACUUUGAUGUUUGCGCACCCCAAGGACCUAGUUGAAGUGUGCCAGCAUUACAAGAUAGAAGUAGCAGAGAAUGGCAUCAAGUUCAAGAAAGGGUCCUUUGAUGAAGAAGCAGACUUGAUGAAAUCCAGAAGAGUAAGGUGGAUUGAAGACAAGUUAGAUGCUUUAUCACUCCCAGAAUUAUUCCUGCCAGAGGAGCUUGCGCCAUAAGUAAUAUGUACAGUGAAAAUAUGUAUGUAAGAGGAUGAUGUGAAGAUUCACCAUCAUAACAUUUUGAACUUAUCCAUCUCCUUCUUACAAAUGAUUUUGUGCUUUUACCUCAUGUUUUUUAUCUGCACAUUUAGCCUAGGAAUUGACAGCCUUUUCUUUUUUUUUGUGGUGUCAUCAGAUUUUCCUGUUAAUGUAUUUAAAUAACAGCAUGAAUAUGGUGCACACAAUGGGGUCUGGUCCCAGUUAAUGGCUGUGAGAUUAUUAUCUUCGAACAGUACAGGAUUGAUAUUAGUGGCCAUAUCCCUAGUCUUGGAAUGUUCUUGUAUCAAGAAUAACUUUCUGCAAAUCCCAAGGGGCUGUUAGAUAUUGUGUAUCUGUACCUGAAUAUAAAUUUCUGCUAUCCCUUAUGUGGAUUAGCAGCUUUUAAAAAAGUAAGUUAUAUCUGGUAUUUGAUAUUUUAUUUACCUCAUUGAUAGAAUACUACAGAAGAUGUCAUUACUAUUUUAUGUCUUUGUUUUUUUGUUUUUUUUUAUUUAUUGUCAAAAAAAUACCAGUGACAUUAUGUGACUCCUGCCUGAUAUUUGAAUUAAAUGUUUAUCAUGCAUGUAUGUUUGUAUAGUGUCUAAUUCAGUCUAUGAGAUAUCUUUCAUGUGUGUAGAUGUCUGUUUUCAGGGGCAGAGCAAUACAAUUGUAUUUUUGUUUGAAUUGUAUUUAAAUACACUUUUGAAAUAUU